GAAAAAGAACAGGUCUCUGGAUACCCAUAUUACAUAUAUGUGGAUACCGCACUUCUUGUUCAAAAUGCGCAAAAACACAUCUGGGUUUCUUCCAGUUUCUUCUACCAUACUUUGGAGUAGUGCUUCGAAAGUUCGGACUCUGACAGUUUGGACUGUCCGAGUCGGACAUUCCAGUAGCAUAUUCAUGAACGAACACGAACACACUAUCAAAUGGCGAGUAUAGUUAAACCACGGAGUUAAACGCGCGCAAUUGCCAAGUGGAUACAAGCAUCCUUGAAUCCGAAGGACGAAGUAUAUUGGCACGCAUUAUCGAAGAAGGACAAGGAAGAAGAGUGAAGUAGUAGGAGAGAGCAGAAAGAAACACCAGUAGACUCGAGGUGCGUUCUGUUAUGUACUUGAAUAACAGAAUAUAAUCAUGGAGAAUAGUCUGGAACCAUUGUACUCGCAGCGUAUUUGUCGAUUCUGUUUAUCGGAUUCGAGACCACUGAACUCCAUCUACGAGCGCACUGAUAAUAAAUCAGUCCAUGUGCCACUCACAUUACAGAUCAUGUCCUGCGUUGCUAUCGAGGUCUAUGCCGAAGACGAGAUGCCACAGGUGAUCUGUAAUAUGUGCCGCUGGAAUCUGGACCGUUCGUAUAAAUUCAAGUUGCAAUGCAAGAAGGCUGACGAGGCAUUAAGAGAUUAUCUUCUAUCUGGAAAAUUGCCGAAACCCUUCCCGCCCAUCCCCAUUGAUCCUCCAACGGAGAACGGCAACAAAAGACUCGCCGAAUCUAUAUCGCAGAACGAGGCUUCGAAAAAGCGACGCAUUUCUAAUGACGAGACAUGUGAAACUAGAAAACAGAAGAGAGAGAGGGAAAAUGAACCACAAAAUGCGAGUAACAUUGAAGAAGAAAGGAAACAAAAGCCGGCAGAGAUACUCAGAGUACAUUCAUGCAAUCAAUGCGAACGUACGUUCGCAUUACGUCAGGCUCUGCUGUUGCAUGUUCAGCGCGUUCAUCGCGCUCGCAAUUACAAGUGUAACGAGUGCGGAAAAAACUUUUUCAACAAACACGAUUUGCACAAGCACUCGAGUAUACAUUCGAAGGUGAAGCCGUAUUCAUGUUCAGUCUGUCAGAAGCAGUUCUCGCGACUGACUUCGCUGCAACGUCACCAGAAGUUACAUAAAGAUGAGACGCAUUACGCCUGUCCCCAUUGCGACGACAAAUUUUUCACUACAGAAGAACUCGAAAAGCACAAGGAUUCAGCACACAAGAAAGAGAAGCGAUUCGAGUGCAAUAUUUGCAACAAGCGUUUCCUAUACAAACAGGGUUUACAACGGCACGAAACGUUGCAUAGUAAUGAGGAUAAAAAGUUUAUGUGUGAUUACUGUAAAGAGACUUUCCAUACUUGUACAAAACUGGCCCGGCAUCUGUCUACCCAUGCUGGUCCUCGACCAUAUAUGUGCAAAUUGUGUCCUCGUACGUUCCUGUUAUCGCAUCAUUUGACUAGACACAUGCGUAUGUCCCAUUCGAAGGAUAAGCGGCGUGUACACAAGAAAUGCAGUAAGAAGAAUUCAGAGAUGCUUAAGUUAAUGCGCAUAAAGCAUGCACGCCUGGGUCUCAACUGCGAUGUUUGUCAAGAAUUUUGUCGUAAUCGCACCGAUUACGUCAUCCAUAUCAAGCAACAUAUCGAAGCGGGUGAGAAAAUAGACUCGAACAAGUUACAGCCUAAUACCAAGAAAAAUCUGGAACUAAAGUCUAACGUGAAGGAAAAAAAAGAAAAAGAUCAACAUGACGGAGACGGUGAUCACGAGCUACCAGCGUGCGUUGUAAAGAAGUUACCAAAGUCGCCAAUGCCUUCAGAAAGUGAAAACAAAGAAAAACAGAAUAGAGAAGACAAGACAGAAAAAUCCGAGAAACAAGAAAAGAAAGAACCCAAGGUGGUGUACAUAUGCGGCAAAGAUGGCAAUAUGGUCAAGAUCACGACACUAAUUCCCAUUCAGCAAAGCGAUAUUCAAAAGCAGAUAGUCACGAAACAAACUACUUCAAUCGAUUCUUCUUCUCAAAGCAGCUCGAAAAGUCUCACGUCAUCGCAAAUCAAGGAGACUCCCAAAAGCGAUCACGUGUAUGACAUCAAGACACAAGCGCAAAAAAUCGUCACCUCAGUAUUCAAAGAACAGAAUACUCCGCUAAAACAUCAGCACAACGAUCAAGAUCAGAAACUACUAACACCUGUGACAAGAAUUCAGAGCUCUUAUCAAGAAGAAGAAAAUCACGAGAACGACGAUAAGGCAGAAACCCUAGCAUCCACUCCAAAUACCAUCAAGGUUAAAACGAUUAAAAGAAUUGUGAUGAGGAAAUCAGAAGGAGGUAGUAGCGAAGGAACAUCAGCUAGUACAUCUGGUAUUAAGGAUGAAGACUCUUCUUUGAACGAUAGUCCCGACUCGCGUAAGAUUAAGCGAGUGAUUGUUAGUAGAAUUAUCCGACGGAAUGACAAUAUUCAUGAAGUUAUCAUGAAUCCUGAUGGAACUUGCAUGAUAGAUUCUGCAAAACUGACAAAUCUAUCGACUGGCAAUAUAGUAAAGCGAGUAGUAACGAAGGUACCACUCGAUAACAAUCAGAAUUUGGUACAAGCGAUAUUGCAAUCUGCGAAACAAUGUCAAGAAACAGAAGGUAUUACAAAUGGGAAGUCCGAGAUGAAGACUUCGAUGUCAUCCAGUGAUGAUAUGCCAAAGAGCUCGGACACCUCGGAAGAGAAGCAAUUGAUCGUCCGGGAUCAGGAUCAGAAAACCCAAGGAGAAGUUGAAGCAGUUGGAGAAGCGGUAUAAUAAUCAAGACUUAAGAUUGAGGGUUGCAAGCGAAGAAAAUGUAGCAGAACUACGAGGCGAUUGAUAAGAUAUUACCAGAGUAACAUGAUAAGUUUGAAAAUGAGCAGCAGCUACCGCUGAAGAAAGUAUUUGUGAAACGGAAACAGAAUAUACAGGGUGUCCCGUGAGAUUUCUCCAAUCUUGCACAAGAAGGUAGAUAAGAUCAAAAUAAAUACAUAAGUCCUAUACUGUUUAACGAUUCUCACAUUAUUAAUACAGAUAUUAAUUUUUGAAACUAAUGAGAGCGCGUUUUGAGAAACGCUCCGACCGCACGAGGUUAUAGCCCAGCCCACUUUUUCAAACAUGGGCUGCGUUGGCAGUGCGAUUAGAAAGGCAAGAGAGGGGAAGUGCGUUGUUGCUCGGCGCCUGGCAUCGUCACUUUAUUUACCUUUCUGUGCGAGAUUGGAGAAGUCUCGCAGAACACUCUGUAUAUACGAUGAGAAGCAGGAGUACAUCGAUGAUACAUAAACGAUAAAAGAGUAACUUGACUCAAGCGGGAAAGGAAGAGACGGAUUAAGUUGCAGUGAAAAAAGAAGGAGAGAUGUUGGAAAAUAUUCAGAAAAGGUACGAAGUACGACAAUAAGCUGCAGUAAUAUUACAUCAACUGGUACAUUUAUUCCAAUUUAUUCUGAAAAAAGACAAUCUGAAAUAACAAGAUAUUCGAACAAAUGUUACAUGAUCAUAAAGCCUAGCGAUACAUCAAAGGUGCAGAAGGUGAGUUUAGAUUGUGCAGCGUUUUCGAGAUUACCGACAACAUAGUAAAAAUACGAAUAUAGAUUAUACCGAACAUUUGAUACUAAAUAAGUACUAAAUUCAUACCAAAUCAAAUAAAAAAUCCCAACAUGUAAAUGCUUGGUUCAUUAAACAAGCCAACCAUUUAUUAUAUAACUAAUGAUAGCCAGGUCAGCGUGA
This is a messenger RNA of Cyphomyrmex costatus, 3757 nucleotides long. RefSeq names its product zinc finger and BTB domain-containing protein 24. The record is from RefSeq and is a predicted model, not a curated record. The coding region runs from base 416 to 2806 and encodes 796 amino acids. Gene Ontology annotation, molecular function: zinc ion binding. Gene Ontology annotation, cellular component: nucleus. The transcript is spliced from 3 exons. NCBI's taxonomy places the organism in Eukaryota, Metazoa, Arthropoda, Insecta, Hymenoptera, Formicidae.